AUGGACGGCCACGGUCCAGCGCACGGGGAGCGGCUGGCCAGGAUUGCCGGCCACUUCAAACCGGUGGAGGCUAGCGGGCACGGCGGCGUGCUGCAGACCGGAGCAUGCUCAGCGGGUGACAGCGCAGGCUACGAGCGCCGGAAUGCGAGCCUCGAUGAUGUGGUGAUCGUGGCUGCCCUCAGGACGCCCAUGACAAAGGCAAAGCGGGGAUUGUUGAAAGACACCACUGCUGAUGAACUGUUGGCGGCAGUCCUCAAGGCCGUGGUGCAGAGGACUGGAGUAGAACCAGAGGCUGUUGGAGAUAUAGUGAUUGGCAGUGUGCUGGGACCGUCCUCCCAGCGCGCAAACGAAUGCCGCAUUGCUGCUUUCUUCGCUGGCUUUCCCGAGACUGUACCUAUCCACACUGUCAACAGGCAAUGCUCGUCUGGGCUGCAGGCUGUUGCAAGUGUUGCUGCUGCAAUCAAGUCAGGAUACAUUGAUAUCGGCAUCGCUGGGGGUGUGGAAACAAUGUCCCUCAACCCUAUGAAAUGGGAAGGUGGUGUGAACCCCAGAAUCCAGACAAUGCGCGAGACAGCAUCCUGCUUGAUGCCAAUGGGAAUCACCUCGGAAAAUGUGGCUCAAAGAUUUGGGGUGACCCGAGAGCAACAGGAUCGGUUUGCCGUUGACUCGCACAGGAAAGCUGCAGCAGCGCAGCGUGCUGGAAAGUUCAAGGACGAGAUUGUGCACGUUGCAACCAAGGUUAAGCAUCCCAAAACUGGCGACGUUGUCGACGUCGUUGUCACCGAGGACGAUGGCAUCCGUGCAGAUUCGUCCACUGCCAUGCUCUCCAAACUCCGACCUGCUUUCAAGGAGGGGGGAUCAACGACUGCUGGCAAUUCAUCACAGGUCACUGACGGCGCGUCUGCAGUCCUGUUGAUGACGCGGCGCGAGGCCCUGCGACGACGGCUGCCUGUCUUGGGUGUCUUCCGCAGUUUCGCUGCAGUUGGUGUUGACCCAGCCGUCAUGGGGAUUGGCCCUGCUGUUGCCAUUCCUGCAGCACUCGAGAAGGCUGGCCUCACUCUGGAGGACAUCGAUGUCUUCGAGCUGAACGAAGCGUUUGCCUCCCAAGCCACAUACGUGAUGGGGAAAUUGGGUUUGGAUCCCAUGAAGGUGAACCCCAACGGGGGGGCCAUCGCCCUGGGGCACCCGCUCGGCAAUACCGGCUCGCGCUGCACAGCCGCCCUGCUGCACGAGAUGCGCCGAAGGGGCCGGGCGGCCCGCUUCGGUGUGGUGACCAUGUGCAUCGGCUCGGGCAUGGGGGCGGCCGCGGUGUUCGAGCGCGGUGGGGAGGUGGAUGAUUUGAACGUUGGCCCGGUGGCCCAGCAGGGACACCUUUCCCGGGACGCCCGCGUUUGA
Molecule: messenger RNA, 1395 nt
Organism: Ostreobium quekettii
Lineage: Eukaryota; Viridiplantae; Chlorophyta; Ulvophyceae; Bryopsidales; Ostreobiaceae
Source: the annotation of a GenBank genome assembly